GCUGGAAACAUCAGUCGUUUGUUCAAACAAAGAAAGAAGAAGUUCUGUUUAUGUUUUCCGUUAGGAUAGCUUGUUAAUUUUCUAUUUAUUUUGAGAAAUUGUGACCAAUUAGUACAAAUUAAAAUGCUAGUGCAAUAGAAUUAUAUGGAGCGUGUGUGUGUUUUAAGUGUGUUCUGUGAAUAGUCCUAGUUAUUAAAUUAUUAUCAUCAUAUCAUUUCAAGGUACUAGGCCAGCCCUCAAAAUGUCUGUCCCUGUACGCUACUCUGCUGCCAAAUGUGAUUCAUCGGCUGGUGGUAGUAAUAUCGUUUGUAUGAGCGAUAAUUUACUACAAAAUAACGCCACUGAUGUCAACAUGGUGGAUACGGAGAUGCGAGAGCAGUGGAUUAGAAUGCCGUCGUCGUCUUCAGGCGGCGAUGGGGGGUGUCGGCUUGGGAUACCGGGUGCUGCUGCUGGUGGAUAUCAAGAAGAACAUCAGGAGAAAAAUCAACAACAACAAUCGCAAUCAAGUUUACAACUCUUACAACGGAAUAAUUCUCAAACUGCAGAAUUUGACGCACUCUCUAACGAUGUUUUGUAUGGAAAAUUGAAGGAGUUUUACACUUUGGAAUCCAAGUAUCAUACUUGCUUGAUAUUACCGCAAGAAUCACCGCGUGAAAUAACAGCUGGAGCACGAGACGGUUCGGCGUAUGUUCUACGAUGCCUAAAAGUUUGGUAUGAAUUGCCGUCGGAUGUAUUGUUUGCUGCGAUCAAUUUGGUUGAUCGAUUCCUCAAUCGAAUGACAGUUAAACCAAAACACAUGGCCUGCAUUAGUGUUGCAUCAUUCCAUCUGGCCAUUAAACAACUACAAUUGGAGCCGAUCAAUUUAGAUGAUCUAGCAACAAUAUCACAAGUUGGUUGUACUGCUCGCGAUUUGGAACGUAUGGCCGGGGUCAUCGAGAAUAAACUUGGUGUCCAAUUUGGUCAUCCGCCAGUAACAGCACUCAACUUUGUACGUUUGAUCUACAUCCUAUUCAGGCGCUUGGCUAUGGAAAUGGGUGGACUGUUCUUUGAUCAAUUCGAGAAAGUCAUUAAGCUGGAAGAACUCGAAAUGGCCAUUGAAAUCUUGCUAUGUGACGUUCGAACGACCUUGGCUGUACCCUCGACAUUAGCAUUGGCACUCGUCUGCAAUCAUCUCGAGAUGCAUUUGGGUAAAAGUUACUCGAUUCAAAGUCCUGAGAUUAGCCGUCUUGCCGAGUACGGUGUCUACUUGCAAGAAUUCAUUGGGAUGCCGCAUGAAGUGUUUAUUUGUGCGAAGUCUCUAGUUUCGCAAAUUCUACAUUCAUACAACAAUCAACACAAAACUCCUUACAAACAACGCCUCGUGUGGCGAUUGUCAACGAGAACAAUGCGAGCCCUGCGACCAACAAACAAGUUAACUUCUUACUUGCCAACCAUUGAAGAACAUCGUAGCAGCAUGAUGGAUGACAACCCUUUCCGUCUCAGAACAGAAAGCUCAAGCUCCGAAGAAGAAGAAGAUUGGCCCACCUCCCCAAUAAUUCCGAUUUUUGAACAGUGUUAGCAGCGCAAGGAAGCAGCCAGUGUCAGUGUUUUAGUUCGAAAAGCGUAGUCUAUCGCAAAAGUGUUUUCCUUUGAUCAGUUUCAAUAUUGAAAGACAAACGUGUUUUAUGAAAAAGUGGCAAUUGAAAAGUGUUAUAACGCGGAAACAAAGUGUUUGAUCGCAAGACAGUAUAGCAAAAAAGCAAAAAAGACUAAAAAAAAAAAUUUAAAAGCGAAAAAAAUUAAAAAAAGUACAAAGUAAAAACUAAUUUUUUAGAUUUUAAAGCUACUGAAAAGGGAAAAACAAAUCACUAGCAACUAAGCUAUAUAAUCUCAAUUAAGGACAGUUUUUAAUUAAAACAAUACAAAGAGAAAAAUUUCUAAAGAGACCAAGAAAAUCUGAUCAUCAGGCAACCGUUAGCAGUUGAAUUUGGAAACGAGCAAAAGAUCGCGAGCCCAACGGCCAACGAAAAAGCAUUUCUUCGGUUUUUUGUAUAUUUUUUUGUCCGUAACGGUAUUUUCAUUUAUCUCUUGAUAUACAACAGACUAAAAGUAGUGGAAGUCGUUGUCUUGGUGUUUUGUUGAGAAACGUGCAUAAAAGUCGUGAAUCUAGUAGUUUACAAAUAGAACGCAAUUACUGACUUACAUUUGUUAUAUAACUCGUAGAAAUUCGUGUUCAACUCGAAAUAAAAUAUUAAAUUUAUAGAUAAGUCGAAAGGACAUUUCAGAAGCCAUAAAAAUCCAAAAGAGAGCUAGGAUUUUCUUCGUUAUUUUUCCUUAUGCUUAAAAAAAACUCGCCUUUUUUUUGUUUUCUAUCAAAACAACACAAAAUAUAAAAAUUUUCACUGAUAAUAUUGUUCAAACAAAACAAACAAAAAAAAAACUUGCAAAGAGACAAUUGUGAUUAUUUUUUUCGUCGCCUAUUUGUAGAACAAACUAAAUAUGUAUUUCCCCCUCUUUUUAUUUAAUUAAAAUAUCGAGUCUUGUGAUCUACUAUAAAUAGAAAGCUUCGUUUUCUUAAAAGGAUAUAUAUUUAAAGUAUUCUCCAAGGAACGCGUAAUAGUCUUUAUCUUGAAGGCUGUGCGAACGGAAGAGAAGUUAAAGUUUACUGCAAUUGCAUAUUGUCGAAACAAUAAGUCAUUUUAUUAGUUUUUUUUUUCUUCACUUAAGCAUACAUACUUCCUGCAAUCAGAAAAGAGAAGGAUAUUUCUUCGGAAAAAAAAACUUAUAUCUUUGAUUCAAAUAAAAUAUUUACAAUUACUUUAAUUUCAACAUUUUUUGAAAAUAUAGAAAGUGAAAAUUUUAUAAAAAAA
Molecule: messenger RNA, 2849 nt
Organism: Hermetia illucens (black soldier fly)
Lineage: Eukaryota; Metazoa; Arthropoda; Insecta; Diptera; Stratiomyidae
Product: cyclin G-like
Exons: 6
Coding region: 242-1558 (438 amino acids)
Biological process (GO): mitotic cell cycle phase transition; regulation of cyclin-dependent protein serine/threonine kinase activity
Cellular component (GO): nucleus; cytoplasm; cyclin-dependent protein kinase holoenzyme complex
Molecular function (GO): cyclin-dependent protein serine/threonine kinase regulator activity
Source: RefSeq, a predicted model, not a curated record